AUGUCAUUUGAGCUGAAUCCAAUUUUUAAGAGACCAUCAGUGUCAAGGGAAUUAACUAAAAGGUUUUUCUUUAGUGCCAACAAUGGUACCAGAAUAAUUUUGUUUCAAGAUAGUACUAUAAGAUGGAGUUUCUCCUCUGAUAAUGAUCAUUAUCAGUCUAUGGCAUUACGUGAUUCUGAUAUGGACGUCACCGGUGCAAUUAUUAGUGAUCCUGGGGAUUAUUUAUGUCUUUAUAAUUCUCAUCAAAUUAGGGUUAUUGAAAUUCCAUGGGGGUUAACAAAUGUUGAUGAAAUAUCAAAUUCAAUGGCAAGCUCUUUGCAAGAACGUGUAUAUAAUUUCAAUGAAGAUAAAUUGAGUGUUAAGCAGGUUUUGUUCCAUCCAUUGUCUAAGUCAUCUCCUUUCUUAGUGGUAUUAUUCUCUGGUAGUCAAAUUGCGUUCGUUGAUUUAAAGAAUGUAUUCAAAUCUUCCGACAUACCAAUUGAUUGCUUUUUGAAUUUAACUGAUUCUAAUGUUAUGGGUAUUGAUAAUCGUGUCGAGAAUAUCCAGUAUGUGGUCUUCGCUGAUGAUUGUUUGUCCCUAUACAGUUUAACAGAUACAGAUGUGUAUUGCUUUUAUCCUUGUCUGCCUCCUGUGGCUUCUCUAAGCAAGAAUAGAGUUGAUGAAUUGAUUAACAAAUCAAUCGUAUUAUAUGAAAAUUUAGGAAUUGAUGCAGAUGACAUUGUGAGAAAAAACGUUAUCAAACAAUUGCAAUUAGCAUCUAGUUUACGUAAGAAAAUAGAAGAAUUUGAAAAUGCUAAUGGUGAGGUUGAAGUUAAUGUAGAGAUCGAUUUGGAGUUUAGACAGACAAAAGCACAAGGUUACUUUUCCAUAUCACCAUACCCUGAAAGUUUGUAUACAUGCACAGGUAAACAAAUUUCUGUUUUACCAAUUGGCGAAGGCAACGAACUUUUCUUAGUUUCAUUCGACAAUGGUACAGUUUUAGUUGUUUUUAAAGAUAAAGAAUCUACGAUGUCAUGGGAUGUAAAUGACUACUCCUUCAAUAAUUCUUUUACUCUAGUUGAAAUUAUCAAAUUUAAACCAGAAGAAUUAUCAAAUAUGGUUGUUUUGCAAGGGGAGCUUGGUAAGUUUGUAGUUAGCGGUGAAAAAUCAACGAUACUAGUAGAUACUACCAAGUGGUCCUCAGUAAUUUCCAAAUGUAUAAGAGAUAACGAUUUAAGACCAUUAGUAGGUUUGGAAAUGAAGAGUACAAUAACGCAUAUUAAUUCAGAUAUGCAAAUAAAUUCAUGUGGUAUAUGGAACUCCGGUGAGGCUAAAUCUCUCCUCUUAGUUGAUACGAAUGUUGUGGUUGGCUAUCAAUUGUUUAAGAAAGAAGUUGAAUUCAAACCUGAAAGUGCUGAAGAAAUUUCCACUGAACUGGAAAACUUUACAUUGGAUAAAUUUACUGUUCCAGAAAAUGAAUUAAAGGCAGCCAAUUAUAAAUUUCAGGAAGCUGUGAGUGUACCAUAUAGUAAAGUUAUUCCAGCUAAUAUAAAACAGGUGCCAUUUGGAAGCAACGCUAUGGAAGAGCAGUUAAAGAUUUUAAAUGAUAUCUCUAGAGAUGUUGGAUCAAAAAUCGUUCAGGGGCAAAGUUUAGGGUUAAUGCUAUAUGAUAGACUACUUGAACAACAAGAUAAAUUAUCUGAACAACUGAUAAUUACUAAUAAAAUUCUAAUUCGUGCCAAAAAAGUCCAAGGUGAUUAUCCAGCUCAACUUUCUAAAUUAGAUGAAAAGUUAAAGAAACAGGAACACUUGGAAAAAAUAUUAUUAAAAAUGGAAAGCAAUCUAAAUACAAUACAAGAAUCCCAAAAACUAAAAUCAUUGCCACUAAGUGAGAAGGAAAUUCAACUAUUUAAGGAAUUGAGAAGUCAAAUAUUACUAUUUAAUAAUUUUGUUCAUAAGCAAAAAGAUCAAAAGCAAAAUAUCCAGUUCUUAAAGAAAGAAUUACAAAAAAUUAUAGAUAUAUCAAGAUCUGAAUCAUCAAAAGGUAUGCUCAAUGAAUGGGAAGAACUACGACAAAUACUAGCUGAUGAUGCAAAAAUCAUAAAAGAAUGCAAUGAACAAUUAACACAAAUUUCAAAAGAAUUAGAUACAAAAAACACUGUCACUAACAGCUAA
Vanderwaltozyma polyspora DSM 70294 is the source of this 2154-nucleotide messenger RNA. RefSeq names its product linker nucleoporin NUP82 (gene NUP82). Gene Ontology annotation, molecular function: structural constituent of nuclear pore. Gene Ontology annotation, cellular component: nuclear pore. The record is from RefSeq and is a predicted model, not a curated record. Gene Ontology annotation, biological process: protein import into nucleus; ribosomal large subunit export from nucleus; ribosomal small subunit export from nucleus. The transcript has a single exon. NCBI's taxonomy places the organism in Eukaryota, Fungi, Ascomycota, Saccharomycetes, Saccharomycetales, Saccharomycetaceae. Bases 1 to 2154 code for a protein of 717 amino acids.